AUGCAGAAAAGCUGCGCUGAGCCCGGCCCGCGUAUUCGGCGAAGCAGUGUUGGCACCGACUCGGCUGCCACUGCCGCACAGCGCCUGCUCAGACGCACCGGGUCGCCGCAGCUAACGCCCGACGCCGCUUCCCUCGCCAUGCGCUUUACCAGCUGCUCCUCCGAUAGCGCAGACAGGAUCAACAGCGACGAGUGCGAAGAAUCUCAGCUCUUGGGCUCAUUUGAGCGACGAGCGCAUGUUGGGCUCGGGUACGUCGCUGUUGUCCAAAUCGAUGCCCAACGCCGUCGCCACCAAUCGCCUCGUCGAUGCCAUGACGGCGACUUCCGGGCCCCGGUUGCGGACGAGGCCGGACAAGAUUCGUGCACAUCCUCUGCCUUGGACCACUCACAACCCACCAACGAUCAAUCCCUCAUGAUCAUAGCCGCAAUGUGGCCAUUCAGCUCGUCAUCAUCUCCAACAUCAGCAGCAGCGGCGGACACGGCGGACAAGUGUCCUGUGGACGAAGAGACGCGCCAGGCAUGGCUGCGUGCGAAUCCGGGCAAAGCGCAUCCCUUCCAGCCCGAUUCUCCUGCUCCGAAACAGGAACAUGACUCGCAGCCAGGCCCAUCACGGCCACGGUACAACGACGAGUCGCGCCUGUCGACGGAUCGCGAAAUUUCGUCGAUCCCACGCAGCUACUCGCGUCUGGCCAACCCUACCGCCGCGCAAGCCGCCCAACCUCCCAGCACGGCCGACGAGGACACGGACGGCAAGUGGGUCUACCCCUCGGCGAAGCAGUUCUACAAUGCGAUGAAGCGCAAGAACCAAAACCCCCAGGUCGCGGAUAUGGACGUGGUGGUGCCCAUCCACAAUGCGGUCAACGAGCAGGCGUGGCGCCACAUCCUUGCGUGGGAACGCAUGUGGACCGCCGAAUCCGACACCAAGCUCAUCUCCUUCAAGGGCAGACCGCGCGACCUCACAUGGCGUGCAUGGUUCAACACGCUUGCGGGCUACCAGCCGCCCUUUGACCGACACGACUGGACCAUCGAACGCCCCAACGGAGAGCAGGUGCGCUACAUUAUCGAUUUCUACACCGGCAAGUCGCAGCCCUCCCUCUCCGCAAAUACGGGCCCAGGCAACAUUGCGGACAGCUUUGGUGCUGGUGCACAGUCCAAGGCAGGCCUGAGCUUCUAUUUGGAUGUAAGACCCGCGCCGUCGACGAUCCAGGGCAUGGCUAUGAGGUCGAGGCGCGUGUACAACCGCUACUUUGGCGAGCCCGGCUCCGCGCCCUAG
Molecule: messenger RNA, 1272 nt
Organism: Moesziomyces aphidis
Lineage: Eukaryota; Fungi; Basidiomycota; Ustilaginomycetes; Ustilaginales; Ustilaginaceae
Source: the annotation of a GenBank genome assembly